AUGGGUGAGCUAUAUAAGUUCAAUCCCCUUUUAUUCCUAUCCCAGAUUUCUUGGGACACGUCACUAACCGUUACGGCCGCGCAGAAUCAGAGUCACCUGUAUUCGAACAUGCUCGCGGUGCAGGCGCUGGCUGACUUCUUGGCUUGUCUUGAUCAAGAAAUCCUGCCCUCGCUUAUGGAUGAGCCUGAAGGCGCCAAAGUCAUGGUCUGCAUGUUCCAGGCCUGCCUGCGAACCCUGUUAGGACAGCAUGAGGAUGGCUCCUGGAGCCAGUCACAAGAGCAAACUGCCUAUGCUGUCCUGACGUUGACGCAAGCUAGGCGAUUGUGCUUCUGUCGGCACUUACAGUCAGAGUUAGACUCUGCGAUCAAAAAGGCUGUUGCUUUCAUCCUAGGUGCAAGCUCCAGUCCUGUGGGUGCACCGGCACUGACAUCCGAGUUCCUGUGGACGGAGAAGGUUUCAUAUGCUUCACCACUCUUGACCGAGGCAUACCGCGUCGCUGCACUGAAAUCUGCAAAAUCAAUUUUGAAAGGCGUCCCUGACAACGUGGGCUACAGCAUAUUUCACGGGAUCGACGCGAAUCGGAUGAGACAACACGUCAGGCUCUUCCACAAAACACACUUAUUCCAAUCUCUGCCUGAAUGGCAGCUACGAGCCUCAUUCAUUGAAGGCCAUCUCUUCCUUCCCAUCAUAAACGAACACAGACUCGACGUUUUCCCCCGCAAGGACAUGGAUCCCGAUGAUGAUUACAUUGGCCUCAUCCCAUUUACUUGGACUGCGUCGAACAACAAGGACAUGACUUUUGCCUCACCAGCAUGGCUCUACGCCAUGAUGAUGGUCUCCGUUGUGGAUUAUCAGGCUGACGAGUUCAUGGAGGCAGUCGCAGGUUUAGAGCUUGCAAAUGACCUUCCUGGGCUGGUCGAGCUGAUUCAAGAGGUAUUGGCAUCCUACAAGAUUGAGCCUGCCAGCCCGACUACGAAUCUGUUGGAACAGAAUGGCAACGCUCGACGACCGUUUAAAGAUUCUCACAUCGACGAAGUCGAAGAGAUCAGGGCUUGUCUCCGCCGUUUCGCAUCCUUCUUUCUCGGCCAUCCGGCCGUACAAAAUGCCCACGAGGGUGAUCGCGCUACGGCGUGGCGCGAGGUCCACAACUAUCUUGUUGCUCAUGUGAGGCACACUGCAGACAACGUCCGCCUCAAUUCCCAGGAUCAGAGGCAGUGGUACGUGUCUCGCAAGAUGCCCUACUAUCAUUGGAUACGAAGCAACGACGACAUUGCUUGUCCCAUCACGUUUGGCUUCGUGACUUGUCUUGUGCCCUUUUUGGUCGGGAACCCAAAGGUCGAGCGCGCACUUAUCAGUGACCAAUCUGAGGUUGACGCGACCUUCACAAAGUCCGGUGCCUCGUUCGACUCCGUCGAGGCCAAGUACUACGCUGACGACCUGUGUCGGCACAUCACAAACGUCACCCGGAUCUACAACGACUGCGGCUCCAUCGCUCGCGACGCCGCCGAGAAAAACCUCAACUCGGUCAACUUCCCCGAGUUUGCCGUGACUGCCGCUGGCUCAGACAGGCUGGCUCUUCAUGCCUUGGGCGAGUAUGAGCGUGCUUGCUGCCAGGCGGCGUUCGUGCAGCUCGAGAAAGCAAUGCUGCGAACCGCUGCUAGCUCAGCCGAGAGGGCUCAGAAGCAGCGCAGGUUGGAUGUCUGGCAGGUUUUCCUCAAUACGGCAGACCUAUAUGGCCAGAUCUAUGUCAUUCGUGACUUCACUGCCAGAUCUGUCCAUGUUCGUGACACCAACAUUGAGCCUGCUAAUGCCCCAAAGGAUGUACCUCCAGGCAUCGCAAAGACGGCCGUGCUUGGGGAAAGACCAAUUAUGGCCACCUAG
Messenger RNA from Diaporthe batatas, 1881 nucleotides. RefSeq lists its product as uncharacterized. The coding region runs from base 1 to 1881 and encodes 626 amino acids. The transcript has a single exon. The record is from RefSeq and is a predicted model, not a curated record. Lineage: Eukaryota; Fungi; Ascomycota; Sordariomycetes; Diaporthales; Diaporthaceae.